AUGGCCAAAUCUACACGCCAGGCCUGGCAAUUGUUGAUGCGCCACAGCCUAACACGCCCCUCGGAGGAGGCAAGUCAAUACGCCAAAAUAUAUCGACUCCUUACUAAUUUCUUAGACAACCUGCAAGUCGCAAUUGACGUGUCCGGUAAUGGCCAAUUACCAUGGCCGGCAUCAACCGAGCCCGACUCAUCCACUCUGUUCCACGACAUCACACUCUUCUUAACCUCCGAGUCGCACAACUUCACCAUCUCCAACGGCACAAAGCCCGCAUCUAACACAAGCUACGUCGGUCCUGUCUUGGACCUAGAGCCCUCAUCCACCGUUAAACAUGUGAACUGGAUUUGGCCCGAAUGUCUCGUGGGAGAUGGCUCUGACUCAGAAGACUCGGCGCGCGGAGCCUACAACAUCUCCAUGCACCAAUCUUUCCGUUGGAAUGGAACCGACUAUUAUACUGUCUUCGACCUGCCGAUCUCUGUCACCAACAGUAUACCCGAUAGUGACGACCGGAUCGACUGCGAUCUGCUGGAAAAUAAGCUUCUUAGCGCGGCGGAGAUCGGCGAGAGCUCGGAUUCGCUGCCUGGGCAGCCGUGGGUUGAGGGUGGAGCUACGACAGUAUCGACUCCCGAUGCGACUGGGACGGGAGCGGGUAAUCGGUGUCAUUCGGGCUUCAAGAGAGUAGCUGGCCUUGCGAUUGCCACGACGGCUAUUUUGCAUUUCCUGGGUCCAGUAUGUCAGGAACAUUAUAUCGCGUACAUCGCAACCGACCCCGACAUUGACACCAAACUCUCAACUCGCUCACUUUCCAUGACGCUUUUGUCCGCCUCCCGACGAGUCCUCCGGUACCGCAUCGCCCGAGCUCUGAUCAUAAUUUUCACAAUAUGGAAUCUGGCCGAAAUACACCUGAUUCAUCACCGAAUUUACGAAGCAGAUUAUACAGUUCUCCGACGCCGGCCGCAAAAACAAGAACGAAUAUAUAUUGCAAGCAUCAAUUGGAACAAUGAACUAGUUCUACGCAGUCACUGGAACAAGGCACUCACGCAGCUGGUCUUGAAGCUUGGUCCUGAAAAUGUGUUCAUCAGCAUCUACGAAAGCGGGAGCUAUGAUAACACGAAAGGCGCGUUGAGAGAACUGGAUUGGGAACUCGAGCGAAUGCGGGUGCCACGGAAUAUCACUUUGUCACCUGUGACACAUGAAGAUGAACUUGCCGCACCCGCAAUGGGCGAGGGUUGGAUUCGCACUCCUGAUGGGAAGAAACAACUCAGAAGAAUUCCCUAUCUAGCGCGUAUACGGAAUUUGAGCUUGCUGCCUCUGCAGGAUCUUGCACGGCAGGGUAUCACUUUUGAUAAAAUUCUGUUUCUGAAUGACGUUGUGUUCACGCCGAACGACGUUCUCCGACUUCUGGACACUAAUGACGGCGAAUAUGGUGCUGCUUGCUCGUUGGAUUUCUCCAAGCCUCCGAGUUUCUAUGAUACAUUUGCUCUCCGGGAUAGCAAUGGCCAUGAACCCAUCAUGCAGAAAUGGCCCUAUUUCAGUUCUGCGGCAUCGCGACAUGGAAUGAAAAAUAUGUCUCCUGUUCCUGUGGCAAGUUGUUGGAAUGGAAUGGGUAUGGUGACCUCCAUUCAAGAAAUCGUUGCAUAA
Penicillium concentricum is the source of this 1638-nucleotide messenger RNA. Its product is annotated as glycosyltransferase family 69 protein. Bases 1 to 1638 code for a protein of 545 amino acids. The record is from RefSeq and is a predicted model, not a curated record. The transcript has 3 exons. Lineage: Eukaryota; Fungi; Ascomycota; Eurotiomycetes; Eurotiales; Aspergillaceae.